Vanrija pseudolonga is the source of this 854-nucleotide messenger RNA. Its product is annotated as SRP-independent targeting protein 3. The transcript is spliced from 5 exons. Gene Ontology annotation, cellular component: endoplasmic reticulum; mitochondrion. The coding region runs from base 133 to 699 and encodes 188 amino acids. Lineage: Eukaryota; Fungi; Basidiomycota; Tremellomycetes; Trichosporonales; Trichosporonaceae. Gene Ontology annotation, biological process: protein targeting to ER. The record is from RefSeq and is a predicted model, not a curated record.
CGAUAUCUACGCGGCCAGUGCUCGUUCGACCUUGUUCCACGUCCCACACUUGUCUCUGUUGCAUCAACUCAACUCUACACCCACCUCACUUCGCUCAUCGGACCGGCCCUCGCACAGCACACACUACACACAAUGAACCCCGCCUUCACCAACCUCGCCGUCUCGCUCGGCGCCAUGCAGAUCGCCAACCGCCUGCCCAAGGACGAGCAGACGGUCCAGUACCUCCGCGCCGGCUACAUUGGCGCCCAGGCCAUCUCGCUCCUCAUCUACUACUACGUCACGACCAAGAUCCGUGCCAAGAACGACCUGACCGUGAUCAAGUACGUCCAGCCCAAGUCGCCCAUGAACCCCGACUCCAAGGACGAGCUCGUCACCACCACAGUCCGUGACUAUGACCUCGAGGAGACGUCCAAGGCCAUGAAGGGCCUCUUCACCGGUAUCGCCUUCAUGGCUUUCCUCCACCUGUACAUGGGCUACAUCCCUCCUCUCUUCGUCCAGGCCCUUACCACCAUCAAGGGCACCCUCGAGUCGAACGAGGUCAAGCUCCACCUCUGGGGCUCCAAGCCCGAGGGCGAGCUCUCGCGCCCCUUCAAGACUGCCCCCGGCUUCCUUGAGCAGCUCACUGGCAACGCUGCUGGCCCCCAGACCGACGCUGCCUCGAUCAAGGCGGUCGAGAAGGCCGGCGGCAAGAGCGAGUAAGCAUUGGAGCAGCGCCGUCUGCCCGCAGUGCGUGCCGCUGUUCGUUGAGCGCGCGCGCGUGGGCCGGUUGUGAUGUUUGUGUGUACUUGGGUCCGACCUAGACUGUGAGGCGCAGGGCUGCAUGCGCCGCGUUCUCGAUGCAUGUAUGCUGGGCG